AUGGAUUGGGACACCCCUCAAAGUUUGCUGGAUGAAAUGAACAAGUACUCCACGUCGCUGGGGAAGGUGUGGCUUUCGGUCAUCUUCGUUUUCCGUCUGAUGGUGCUGGUGGUGGCGGCCGAGACCGUCUGGGGAGAUGAGCAGAGUGGCUUUGUCUGCAACACCCAGCAGCCCGGUUGCAGGAACGUCUGCUACGACCGCUUCUUCCCCAUCUCCCACAUCCGGCUGUGGGUUUUCCAGCUCCUGGCUGUGACCGUCCCCUCAUGUCUCAUCGGGAUGCAUGUUUCCCAACGGAGGGAAAACAAGAAGAACAUCAAAAUCUUUAAUCAGAAUGCUGAUCGGCGAAAAAUAAAGAUCGAUACCUCUCUCCUUCGGACCUACCUGGUCAGCGUCGUGUUCAAGAUGUUAUUUGAAGGCAGCUUUAUGUAUUUAUUCUACUGGAUCUACGAAGGAUACCAGAUGGUUCGACUAGUGAAGUGCAGCGAAUAUCCCUGCCCUAAUACUGUUGACUGCUUCAUUUCCAGACCAACCGAGAAAACCAUUUUUACCGUGUUUAUGCUGGUGACCUCAGCUCUGUGCAUCGCACUGAAUGUUCUAGAACUCUGCUACCUGAUUGUAAAAUAUUGCUUUGUUCAGUUAAAAAGUAUUGCUUCUCCACAGUAGAGGACUGUACAAAGGCCUAGAGGUUGAAGAGCUACCUGAGGCAAAAGGUGAUGGUGACCUGCUGAGAUAGAACUACCAUUUUCCCCACAACGUUUAGCAUUUUCUUCAGUGAGAUUGUUACAUGAAACAC
Mobula hypostoma (lesser devil ray) is the source of this 793-nucleotide messenger RNA. Its product is annotated as gap junction beta-2 protein-like. Gene Ontology annotation, molecular function: gap junction channel activity. NCBI's taxonomy places the organism in Eukaryota, Metazoa, Chordata, Chondrichthyes, Myliobatiformes, Myliobatidae. Gene Ontology annotation, cellular component: connexin complex. The record is from RefSeq and is a predicted model, not a curated record. Gene Ontology annotation, biological process: cell-cell signaling. The transcript has a single exon. The coding region runs from base 1 to 663 and encodes 220 amino acids.